ACACACACACACACUCCCAUACACAUUCGCACCAGCUGUGCUGUUGUCAGUCUUGGAAUGUAAGCUCUGCCGUGAGGAGUCAGAUUCUCCAGCGCUAAGCACUGCUCAGGAGUAGGAACACAGUACCGAGCACUCAGUGACACAGAUGGAUGCUAAGCUGUGAACAUCACAAAAAGGAAUCUGACGGACAUCCCGGAGAGGAAUACAAUGUCUGUUCUGGUGACACGGCCUUCCAGUGCUCGUCCCAUCACAACCCUGUUACCAUAAUUCAGAAGUCACCCAGGACGUCCCCCCAGCUGAGUGGAUACCAUGGUAACCAAUCAGGUUCUGCUCCUCCUGAUGCUCUCUAUCCUGUGGCCCAGUAGCGCCCUGCCCUUCACACCCGGGAAUAUUGGGAAACUGUUUGGGAUGGCAGAGAGCGAUGGGCGGAUUCUCCAGCGCUCCAAACGUGGAUGGAUGUGGAAUCAAUUCUUUCUGCUCGAGGAAUACGCAGGAAAUGACCAUCAAUAUGUCGGCAAGCUGCACUCCAACAUGGACAAAGGGGAGGGCAACGUGAAGUACGUCCUGACGGGAGAAGGGGCGGGCACCCUGUUCCUGAUCGACGAGAAGUCCGGGGACAUUCACGCCACCAAGAGGCUGGACAGGGAAGAGAAAGCUAUGUACACGCUCGUCGCCAAAGUCCUGGACAGGAACACCAACUCAGAGCUGGAGCCCGACACCGAGUUCAACAUCAAAAUUCACGACAUCAACGACAACGAGCCAAAGUUUGCGAAAGACAUCUACUUCGCCAGCGUCCCUGAAAUGUCAGAAGUUGGUACAUCUGUUGUCACCAUCACUGCCAACGAUGCCGACGAUCAAACGUAUGGGAACAGUGCCAAGCUAGUAUAUAGCAUUCUGCAGGGACAACCAUAUUUCUCUGUGGAUUCUGAAAAUGGCACCAUUAAGACAGCCCUGCCCGGCAUGGACCGAGAGGUCAAGGAACACUACCAGGUGGUGAUCCAGGCCAAAGACAUGGCCGGACAGAUGGGUGGACUUUCAGGAACCACCACCGUCAGCAUCACUCUCUCUGACGUGAACGACAGCCCGCCGCGCUUCGCCAACCAUUCCUUUCGUAUGACUGCCGUGGAGUCGACGGAGAUCGGAGGAGCGAUCGGCCGCAUCAAGGCCGACGAUCCGGAUGUUGGGCGUAACGCGGAGAUGGAGUACAGCAUCGUGGGAGGUCACGACAUGUUCAACAUCAUCACCGACCAGACGACACAGGAGGGAAUCAUCAUCAUCAAAAAGGCCCUGGAUUAUGAAAGUAAGAGGGACUACGAGUUCAGAGUGGAGGUGAAAAACACCUACUUGGACGCCAGGUUCAUCCACGGCCUGCAGUUCAAAGACUACGCCACGGUCAAGAUAACCGUGGAGGAUGUGGACGAGUCCCCCGUCUUCACCCGGAACCCUUACGUCAUCGAGGUGCACGAGGACACGGCGGCCGGCAGCUUCGUCGGCGUGGUGUCGGCCAGGGACCCCGAUGCCGACAACAAGCCAGUCAAAUACUCAAUCGAUCGUCACACGGAUCUGGAGAGGUUGUUCAACAUCGACUCGGUGAACGGCACCAUCACCACCAUGAAGGCACUGGACCGAGAGAUGUCCAAAUGGCACAACAUCUCUGUGGUGGCAACGGAAAUAAAUAAUCCCCGUCAGACAACGCGAGUGCCCGUGUUCAUCAAGGUGUUGGACGUCAACGACAACGCUCCCGAGUUCGCGAUGUCCUACGACACGUUUGUCUGUGAGAACGUCAAAGCAGGACAGCUGAUUCAGACAAUCAGCGCUGUGGACACGGACGAACCCCUCGUCGGACACAAGUUCGUCUUCAGUAUGAGCGCCACCAACCCCAACUUCACCAUCGACGACAGACAAGAUAACACCGCCAAUAUCCUGACGCGGAGGGGAGGCUUCAGUCGACGCGAGAUGAGCGUGUACUUCCUGCCCGUGGUGAUCUCCGACAACGACUACCCCAUCCAGAGCAGCACCAGCACGCUAAUCGUGCGCGUGUGCGCGUGCGACAGCCGCGGGAACAUGCAGUCGUGCAACUCGGAGGUCCUGCCCUUCUCAGACGGCCUCACCACGGGAGCGCUGGUGGCCAUACUGCUCUGUGUCAUCAUCCUCCUCAUGAUCGUGGUGCUGUUCGCUGCCCUGAGGAGACAGAGGAAGAAGGAGCCUCUGAUCAUCUCAAAGGAGGAUGUCAGAGACAACGUUGUCAGUUACAACGAUGAAGGGGGCGGAGAGGAGGACACUCAGGCCUUUGAUAUCGGCACACUGCGCAACCCAGAGGUGAUGGAUGCUAACAAGCUGCGCAGGGACAUCAUACCCGAAAUGCUGUUUCCCUUUCGGAGGACAUCACCUAUAAAGGAUAACGCGGAUGUCAGAGACUUCAUUAACGGGAGGCUUCAGGAGAACGAUACGGACCCCACGGCGCCCCCUUACGACUCCCUGGCCACGUACGCGUACGAGGGCAGCGGGUCGCUGGCAGAGUCCCUCAGUUCACUGGAGUCCGGGGCCACUGAGGGGGACCAGGAUUACGAUUACCUCAGCAACUGGGGGCCACAAUUCAAAAAGUUGGCAGAGAUGUACAUAGGGAAGAGCCCUGACAGAGAGACCUAGAAGAAGCCAGGGGCGUCUCUCUUUUAUUCAGCCCAUUUAUUUCUCGUCUGUUCAUCUAGCUCUCUGGCCGGACAGCGAUUUUUGUCUCGUUAGUUAGCUACUCAGCUAGUUGACUGUCCGUCUACCUAUCUAUCAAGCUAUCUAUCUGUUUAUCUGUCUGGUUUGCUAGCUAGUCCGCUGGUUAACUAGUUGUCUAUUUGAUUCUCAUUCACAUGCAUCGCCUCGUGUGGAUGCUGAAAACGGAAAUCAAGACUUGAACUGAGUUAAAGUUUUUUCUCAUAAACGCGGAUACAGUAUAAUUCUCCACUGUUUUUUGGUCAUAUUCAGUAAAGAUGCCUUUCGACUUUUAGGAUUUUUUGUGAACAAUGGUGUGGACAUUGUGUUUUGUAAGUGACCUGAGGGAUAGUAGUAUUGUAUACUAUCGAUGUUAAAUGGCACCGGACUGGGUUUGGGGCG
Messenger RNA from Hippoglossus stenolepis (Pacific halibut), 3105 nucleotides. It is a transcript of the gene cdh10a, whose product is annotated as cadherin 10, type 2a (T2-cadherin). The transcript is spliced from 12 exons. Gene Ontology annotation, molecular function: calcium ion binding; cadherin binding. The record is from RefSeq and is a predicted model, not a curated record. The coding region runs from base 310 to 2649 and encodes 779 amino acids. Lineage: Eukaryota; Metazoa; Chordata; Actinopteri; Pleuronectiformes; Pleuronectidae. Gene Ontology annotation, cellular component: adherens junction; plasma membrane; catenin complex. Gene Ontology annotation, biological process: cell morphogenesis; cell-cell junction assembly; adherens junction organization.